AUGCAACACAAAGCAGCUACACCCAAGAAGCCGCUGACUGAAGUCGCAGUCUGGGAGGUCCUGGCCUCGCUGGGCCUCGCAAACAAACACGCAAAGCUCCUCUUCCUCGGCCUGGAUAACGCCGGCAAGACGACGCUGCUACACAUGCUCAAGAACGACCGUGUAGCCGUGCUACAGCCCACACUGCACCCCACCUCAGAAGAGCUGUCGAUCGGCAACGUCAAGUUCACAACCUUCGAUCUGGGUGGGCACGCGCAGGCCCGGCGGCUGUGGCGCGACUACUUCCCCGAAGUGUCGGGCAUCGUCUUCCUGGUCGAUGCGAAAGACCACGAGCGACUGGCCGAGUCUAAGGCCGAGUUGGAUGCGCUGCUCGCUAUGGAGCAGCUGAAGAGUACGCCGUUUGUUAUUCUCGGUAAUAAGAUUGAUCACCCGGAGGCUGUGUCUGAGGACCAGCUGCGCAGUUCGCUGGGCUUGUAUCAGACAACAGGUAAGGGCAAGGUGCCGCUUGAGGGUAUUAGGCCGCUUGAGGUCUUCAUGUGCAGUGUGGUCAUGAGGCAGGGAUACGGAGAGGGAAUUAGGUGGUUGAGUCAGUACGUCUGA
Molecule: messenger RNA, 600 nt
Organism: Boeremia exigua
Lineage: Eukaryota; Fungi; Ascomycota; Dothideomycetes; Pleosporales; Didymellaceae
Product: small COPII coat GTPase SAR1
Exons: 2
Coding region: 1-600 (199 amino acids)
Biological process (GO): endoplasmic reticulum to Golgi vesicle-mediated transport; intracellular protein transport; membrane organization
Cellular component (GO): endoplasmic reticulum exit site; COPII vesicle coat
Molecular function (GO): GTPase activity; GTP binding
Source: RefSeq, a predicted model, not a curated record